AUAUGUUUAAAGUAAUAUAUAUAAGAAACGCAGAUCCAGUGUUCUUCACAGAAUUGGAUGACAGAUUACAAAAUUGCCUAAGAAAAUUGGGAGUUGAAGUAACUUAAGUGGAAUUAGAAGAUUUAUAUUUCGAAUGGGAAGGAGGAGUAAUCUGAAAUCCUAAAUAUUUAUAGAAAAUUUCUUUCUUCAAUAAAGGAGAAUUAAUAGAGUUCGACGGUCUAAUGAAUUGGGGUUACAUGAGUCCUAAACAUAUGUAGGACUUUAAUUACUUAAUUGAAGCAGCAGAGUCUGCUGGUAAAGUUACUUUACAUUCUACAAAUGCUGAAAAGAUUUUGUAAAGUAAGUUACUUCAAGGUCUCAGAUUUGCUAAACAUGGCGUACCUAUUCCAAAAAGUAUGGCUGCUUUUACAGUGAAUUCAAUUAUAAAGGUUGUCAGAUCUAAUUUUGCUUAAUAAGAAAGAGGAGUUGUAAAAGCUUUAGAUGGAUAUGGUGGAGAUGGAGUAUAAUUAGCUAGAGGACAAGAUGAAAUAAUUAGUAUGGCAUCAAAAGAAGUUUGGAAGAAUCAUCAAUCAGUCAUCUAAAAAUUUAUUCCUGAUUCUAUUGGAAAAUCAGUCAGAGCGCUUUGUAUGAAUGGCUAAUUAGUAUUAGCUUGUGAAUUUAGUGAUACUGGAUCUGUAAAAUUAAUUAAUAUUUUAGGAUUUUCGAUCAAAUAAUGGUUAUCAUGAAUCUUUAAAAUUAGUUAGUAAAAUGGAUUAAUUCAAAAGGUAUGAGGAAAUUGCCCUUAAAGCUGUUAAUGCAAUUGAACCCUAUUUAACUGUUGGAGGAGUUGAUAUCUUAGAUUCAGAAGUGCAUGGCUUAUAAGUUCUGGAAGUUAAUGGAUGGUCAGAUCUUUGGGAUUCAGAAAAAAUAACUGGAAUUGAUACAUUUUAAAAAGUAGCAGAAAGCUAUUUUGCAAGAUUAAAAAGACAUUAUCAUAAAGAAUGAUUAUUUUAUUAAUAUAGGUUCUAUUUAAGUG
Molecule: messenger RNA, 1015 nt
Organism: Paramecium sonneborni
Lineage: Eukaryota; Ciliophora; Oligohymenophorea; Peniculida; Parameciidae
Source: the annotation of a GenBank genome assembly